CUAGUAAGUGACUGGUAGUAUUCUAGACUGGACUGGUCCCUGAGUACAGAGACUGAGUUGCAAUUAAGUGAAAAAUAGACGACAAGAUUUUGAAGAACUGCAUUGAGGUUCAAGCCAGAAUUAACAGUCAAGUGUUGUUGAACUGAGAAGUUGCUAAAGGAAGCCUGUAACAAGACUGACUGUUGCCUACUGCCUUUCUCUCUCUCUGUCAUUGUUGCCUUUUGCUGUUACAUUGCUUGUGUUGUCUUUCUCAGUCCAGAUGUUCUCCGAUAAUUCACACUGCCCUGAUUGUGGACAGCAAUGGUUCCCUAGUUUAGAACUAGGGCAUUGGUUAUACCAAACUGAACUUGUUGAAAAUGAAUGUUACCAAGUAUUCUUAGACCGUAUUAACAGGGCUGAUUACUGCCCUGAAUGUUAUCCUGACAAUCCUGCUAAUAGAAGCCUUGUUCUGCCUUGGUCUUUCCCACUUGAGUGGGCACCUCAAAAUCUCACCAGGUGGACCUUUGAGAAAGCUUGUCACCCAUUUCUUCUGGGUCCUCCACUGGUUAGAAAAAGGAUACAUGACUCCAGAGUAGCUGGUUUUAAUCCUGCAUUACAAUUAAUCUUGACCAGAACAGAUAAAACCUUAAACAAAAAACUUGGCCAGAGCAAAUGACUUCUGCAACAGAACCAUGAAGACUCCAGGGCUUUGUGUUCAUAGCCUAGGGGAGAUGAACAGUGACUUGUUUCUGUUCUUUCUCUUUUUCUUUCUUAUGUUUUUAAGGUGCUAGGGAUUGAAUCUGGGUGCCCUUGCGCAUGCUAGCUAGGCAAGUGCUCUUCCACUGAGUUUGACCCGAGGCCCUCCUUUCUAAAUCUGGCUCAGACUGUCGCUACUUUGCCAACUGCUUAACUUGUUGGGUCUGCUUCUGUGAUCUAUGCAUUUUAUUAUUUUUUUUUAGCAUAGAUUUAGCCAGUAUUACAAACUAUUUACUUAAAACCAGACUAACCUAUAAUCCAUACAAAUGCUUUAGAACUAUAUUGCCCCUCCUAAGUAUUGGUAAUGUGGGCUGGAGGGAGGCCCCAUGUUGUAUGCCCCAUUAACUUUUUCUAACAGUAACUUUUAUGAGAACACAUUCUUGUAGCUGGAUUCUAGAUUAUUAUAGUAAAUUUUAAUACACUACAUUGUUCUAAAUUUUUCCUUAUAUACUGAUCAAUAGUGAGAUGUGUAUGUAUAUACAGAAUUUUUUCAUAUAUAUAUGUAAAAUCAUCUUUGACACUUUUAUCCUCAAUUACAGUGUUGAUAAUUGGUCCUUUCACAUUCUAUUUGUCAAAUCCUACAAAAAAAAGGGUUGAGAAUGCUGCCAGUUUACACUUACUUGUCUCUCCAUAACCAAAGACUGUUCUGUCUUGUGGUGACUGAAUUUAAUGUCCUCCCAUGGAAAUGGAAAAAUAACCUGCACUAUAGAAUUUAUAACAAACGAUAACACUUAACUCCAUACAAUUUAAGGCUAGUUUAGUGGAUGCUUUGUUUUACACAUAAGAAUGUGUUACUGAGCAUCGGCCACAUUCUGGGUUCUCCUGUUCAUGGAAAUCAUGGAAUCAGAUUUGGAGUUAAGCAACUUAGGAAAAACUCCUGGGAAUAUCUGAGAAGCCACUGAAUAAUUCUUAAAUCCCUUUUGAGAUUCUAGGUGAUCCAGUGCUUAUGUAGUGGAGGGAAUGUUGUCAGAGAGCUAGGUUCUUCUCUCCCUGACCCCAGGGUCCUUAUGGUUGCAUUUUGUUCUCACAGUUGUUUCUUAAAUGAAUUCAGUAUGGUUUAUUGUGCCAGACAGCAGGGGACACAUGGCUUUCUUUAUACAAAUCUUAAUUUGGAAAUAAAAUCUUUCUGAACCGUCUCGGCAGAUUUUUUUAAAUAUCUCGUUAGCAGGUACUGGUUCACACACUAGUCUGAGAUAAACUUGGCAAAGGAGAAGAUUGGCCCUGCCCAGAUAUGGCACACCGCCUCCGCUGAUAAGACUGAUCUUUUAAGGGUGGAAGUGGAAGAAGGAAUAGCUGUUGAUACGCAACAAAGCUUGCUUUCCACACGUUGUAAACCCUGGUUUGUGUUUGUUUCUAUAAAGACUGUUUUUAGUGAGCCA
This is a messenger RNA of Mesocricetus auratus (golden hamster), 2114 nucleotides long. RefSeq names its product torsin 1A interacting protein 2 (gene Tor1aip2). The record is from RefSeq and is a predicted model, not a curated record. Bases 260 to 655 code for a protein of 131 amino acids. Lineage: Eukaryota; Metazoa; Chordata; Mammalia; Rodentia; Cricetidae. The transcript has a single exon.